This is a messenger RNA of Mastomys coucha (southern multimammate mouse), 484 nucleotides long. Its product is annotated as histone H2B type 1-A. The transcript has a single exon. Gene Ontology annotation, cellular component: nucleosome. The coding region runs from base 55 to 438 and encodes 127 amino acids. NCBI's taxonomy places the organism in Eukaryota, Metazoa, Chordata, Mammalia, Rodentia, Muridae. Gene Ontology annotation, molecular function: DNA binding; protein heterodimerization activity; structural constituent of chromatin. The record is from RefSeq and is a predicted model, not a curated record.
CAGCCUCAAGCGGUGUGCAUUUUCUCAGCAGUUGGAACUGUUUUGAGAGUCGCAAUGCCAGAGGUGUCGGCAAAAGGCGCUACUAUCUCCAAGAAAGGCUUCAAGAAAGCGGUCACCAAGACCCAGAAGAAGGAGGGCCGGAAACGUAAGAGAUGCCGUAAAGAGAGCUACUCCAUUUACAUCUACAAGGUGCUGAAGCAAGUGCACCCGGACACCGGCAUCUCCUCCAAGGCCAUGAGCAUCAUGAACUCCUUCGUGACGGACAUCUUCGAGCGCAUCGCAGGCGAGGCGUCGCGCCUGGCGCAUUACAACAAGCGGUCUACCAUCACGUCUCGGGAGAUCCAGACGGCCGUGCGCCUGCUCCUGCCCGGGGAGCUGGCCAAGCACGCUGUGUCCGAGGGCACCAAGGCCGUCACCAAGUACACCAGCUCCAAGUGAGUUAGCACAACUCACUCCAACCCCAAAGGCUCUUUUCAGAGCCACC